AUGUCGACUCACGAGCGCGACGCGAACCCUCGGGACGAGCUGCCCCCACGCGCGAAGCGCACCCGCGUCGGCGGGGACGAUGCCCCCGCGUCAUCGACCGCGCCGUGCGUCUCGGUGCUCAUGCCCUGCAGGAACGCGAUGCCUUGGCUCCCCGACUGCGUCGGCAGCGUCCUGGCGCAGGUCGGUCUGGAAGAGCACGGAGGUUUGGAGCUCAUCGCGGUGGACGAUUCGUCCACGGAUGGAUCCAGGGAGUGGCUCGACGCCCUCGCCGCGGCGCUGGCCGCGCGGGGCGACGACGCAGUCGGGGAGCCCGCGGACACGAGCGCCACCGCCACCGCCACCGCCACCGCCGCCCCUCCGCCCGGAUCCUCCGCCGACGGCGACGGCGCUGACGAACCCUUCCCCGCCUCGAUGCUCGGGUGGGAAUCCAACACGCACACGCCGCUCACCGUCGAACAGGUGGCCGCGUCAACGGCGCGCGGUAACGUACUCGUGGUCCUGAGCGUCGAGGCGCACGGACCCAGCGGGCAAGGUAAGGCGUUGAACGCCGCGUACCGAGCGGCAAAGGCGGAUCUCGUCGGGGAGAUGGAAUCGGACGACCUUCGCCCGCCAAACGCGUUCGCGACGCUGCGAACGGCACUGAUGAAUAACAAGGAGUGGGACUGCGCCACGAGCCGCGUGCGGCUGUGCGGAUGGCAGCGGCCGGGGAUGGAGCGUUGGAUCGAUUGGCAAAACGAGCAAGUCACCGGGGAAGCCAUGCGAAGGGCUCGGUUCAUCGAGAUACCCGCGCUUCGCGCGUCGGGCUUGUACCGGCGCGAGGCCCUGGAGCGCGUGGCGAUGCGCGACGGCAGGGAGGACGACGUCUCCGACGUACUAGUGCCGGAAGAUGAACCGACGUCUCCAUCCAUGCCGGGAGAUGAACCGUCUCGGCCGUAUCGCGAUCUCUGGGUCGUCGACGGCGUCGUCGCCGACUGCGCGCACGACGCCGACCCGACGUACGAAGCGAUUGGGAGAAAAGGCCGACGUCCCAGCGGGUGGUGGCCCGUGGACGCCGACUUUUGGCAGCGAUGGUUCGCCUGCGGCCUCGUCGCGGGCAAGGUUCGCGAGCCCCUGUAUUACUGGCGGCAGUACCCGUCGCAGAGCACGCGGACGCACGAUCGGUGCUCGCUUGGACAGCUGAGACGGUGCAAGGCGCACUUUUUGCUGGCGCGGGGCGGUGCAGCGCGCGGCCGGUGCGUGCAGGUGUGGGGCACGGGCGAUACCCUCGCGGCAUGGGUGGACGACCUCCGGGGCGUGUUGACGGGGUGGGAUAAGAGCGGCUUCCUCGCGCGGUCGCCCCCGGCGGCGGCGGCGAAUGAGAGCGGCGCGGCCAAGCUUCGCGACGAGCUCCUAUCUAAAGCGGCGCAGGCGACGGUUCGGGCGGUCGAGUACCGUCCGGGCGCUCCCGUGGGAAAGAAGAGGCUGGCGUCGGAGGACGACGCGUCGGCGCGGGCGGUGGCCGAGGCUGGGGUGAAGCUGGACGUGGACGCGGCGGGCCUUCCGCUCCCCCCGAUUCGACUCUUUGCGUUUGGCAUGGAGAAGGCUCGGCGAAAGGUUGCGAGGACGUUCCCGCGGUUCGACGUCCGGGAGGGGGACGAUCACUGGUUCGUGGGGUGA
Micromonas commoda is the source of this 1656-nucleotide messenger RNA. RefSeq lists its product as hypothetical. The record is from RefSeq and is a predicted model, not a curated record. Gene Ontology annotation, molecular function: glycosyltransferase activity. Lineage: Eukaryota; Viridiplantae; Chlorophyta; Mamiellophyceae; Mamiellales; Mamiellaceae. Bases 1 to 1656 code for a protein of 551 amino acids. The transcript has a single exon.